This is a messenger RNA of Halteromyces radiatus, 2041 nucleotides long. Its product is annotated as Alg9-like mannosyltransferase family-domain-containing protein. Gene Ontology annotation, molecular function: alpha-1,6-mannosyltransferase activity. The transcript is spliced from 2 exons. Lineage: Eukaryota; Fungi; Mucoromycota; Mucoromycetes; Mucorales; Cunninghamellaceae. Gene Ontology annotation, biological process: protein N-linked glycosylation. The coding region runs from base 34 to 1878 and encodes 614 amino acids. Gene Ontology annotation, cellular component: endoplasmic reticulum membrane. The record is from RefSeq and is a predicted model, not a curated record.
CUCUUUAAGAUCAUCCGACUUAUUCUUAUUGUUAUGAAGCUUGUGCUUGUGUUAUAUAUUUUAUUCCUUAUUCAUUGUUUAUAUUGCCCAUAUACAAAAGUAGAAGAAAGUUUCAACAUUCAAGCUAUACAUGAUUUAUUACAUCAUUCAAAUAAUCUUACUCUUUAUGAUCAUCUGGAAUUUCCUGGUGUAGUACCUCGUACUUUUCUUGGUGCUUUAUUUAUUGCUUGUCUAUCAAAACUCAUUCUCUGGCCACUUUCUUUUCUUCUUUCUUGGAAUCUCAUUACGGAACAAUGUAUAGUACGACUUCUUCUUGGUGCUUGUGUAUGUUUCUCUUUGAACAAAUUUCAAAAGGCUAUCAAUACUUUGUUUGGUAGUUUGACUGGAACUGCUUUUUUAUUAUUGACUUGCUGUCAAUUUCAUAUUAUCUUUUGGUCUACCCGUACUUUACCCAAUACUUUUGCUUUACCCCUUGUCCUCCUUGGUCUCUCCCAUUGGUUGAAAAGCAUGGCCGCCACUGCCGAUCGUACCCAUCAUUUAUACCACAUGAUCUAUUAUCUUUCCAUAGCCGGUGUCAUCUUUCGUUUUGAAGCUGGUCUUCUCUUGAUGAUUUUAUUAUGCUUUGAAGUCUUGAUCUAUCGUCAUUUAGAUAUAUUGGAUGCUAUUUAUCGUAUUGCCUUGGCUGGUUUACCAAGUUUAUUUAUUUCCGUACUCAUCGAUUCCUGGUUUUGGCAGAAAUGGUUAUGGCCUGAAGGUAUGGUAUUUUAUUUCAAUGUGAUUUUGAACAAGAGCUCAGAAUGGGGUACCCUUCCUUAUCACGCUUAUGUCACACAAUUCUUACCAAGACUACUUAUGAUUUCUUAUCCUUUGGCGAUCGUUGGUUUGAUAUUCGAUACAAGAAUCAGGCGAUUAUUAUUCCCUUUUAUCACUUAUAUUUCCAUCUUCUCUUUACUUCCUCACAAGGAAUGGCGAUUCAUCAUUUAUACUAUUCCUGUUUUUACAGCAGCUGCAGGUGUCACACUCUCGAAAAUCUCAACAAGAAUUCAACGCAAUAACUCUAGGAUGUUCACCACAUUGAUGAUGAUUUCUCUUUUUGGUGGUUUGUUACUUUCUUUUAUUUUAUCAACCUUCUUAUUGGUUAUUUCAAGACUCAAUUACCCUGGUGGAGAAGCUUUGGCGAAUUUACAUCAUCACCAUCAUCAACAACAAUACAACCAAAAAGUGAAAGUUCAUAUGGAUGUCAAAACGGCAAUGACAGGGGCAUCGCGUUUUGGAGAACUUUAUAAUUCAGAAUGGUCGUACAGUAAGGAUGAAUCACAUACUACCUUGGAAGAUUUUUUAGAUGCUCGAUAUACCUAUCUUAUCACGUCGGCUUCACCAAAUACAUUUGCUCCUGAUUAUUCUGUCAUCGGUAUCACCUAUGGAUUGGAACGCGUUCAACCCCGCUCAAUCGCAACCUAUAUGAACGAUAUCAAACAUGGACGCUGGUCGAAAAUUUUACAACCAUUGGAUAUUGAUUUUCAACCUAGUUUAUAUACCUUGGAACUAACACAUCCUGAACAAUCAUGGAUUCAACAUACAUUACGUAAAUAUCCUAUCGUACUUUACAGCAAAACAUAUUGUCCUUAUUGUCGUGGAGCAAAACAAAUUUUGAGCAACUAUUGCAACAAAUCACAAAUACAUGUUAUAGAAGUGGAUCAAUUACAAGAUGGUGGACAAAUCAAACAGGUAUUGAAGGAAAUAUCAGGUAGAUCCACAUUUCCCAAUCUCUUUAUUUUUGGUGAAUCUCUUGGUGGUUAUGAUGAUUUGGUUCGUUUGGAACAAGAACAUUUGUUGGGUGACAAGUUACCUAUGGGUUGUCAUGGUGACACCACAUAAAUAUGGACCUGAUCAAUUCACUUAAGAUUAUUAUUAUUAUUAUUAUCAUCAUCAUCGUACUUUAAUAUCCUUAUUUUAGAUUCCCUAUUAGUUGUAUUUUUUUUUGUCUACAUUCACUAUUUUAUUCUUAUUCACUUUUUCUUAUUUUUCUUUUUUGUAUGUG